This is a messenger RNA of Mycena citricolor, 816 nucleotides long. The record is from the annotation of a GenBank genome assembly. NCBI's taxonomy places the organism in Eukaryota, Fungi, Basidiomycota, Agaricomycetes, Agaricales, Mycenaceae.
UUGCACCCCACUAGCAACAUCGACCUAAAGGGCAAGACACUAGUUCUCCCAGUCGUGUCCACUGCCAAUGUCGCUCAGCUAGCGGUCGAUCUGCUCAUCGCUUCGCUCCAGCUGGAGCGCAUAGGGAUCUUCGACUCCCUAUAUCUAGUUCCAGUUGUCGGGAGUGCCGAGUCCGGACAGGGGGUCUGCACUCCUUUGGAACUGUACGGCACGCCGGGAUUGGACGUCGUAUUCGCGCAGCAACGAUCUCCCGUCCUAAAGUCACAAAAAGCGGAAUUCGUCUCCGCGUUUUCCGACUUCAUUCGCACUUCUGGAAUCGCCGCAACCCUGGUCCUCUCCGGCGUGGACUUGUCGAACCGAACGGACUCACAGAUGAUCACACCCACCUACCAGCUGUCCAGACCUGAUGUCUCAACGACGCCCUUGGCCCGUCUCGCAUCACUUCCUCUGCCGAAAUACACCUCUCCGGUUCCGCAUCGUCCGAUGGAUGAGAAUCAGGCCCAGAUUCCGUUCAUCCCCGGCGGAAGUCUCACACGGCGGAUAUUAGACAGGUUCUGGGACGACCAGUCUUUGCCAACAGCAGCAGCGAUCCUUCAAUUCGCACUGGAAGGCGACAACAGAGCUGAUUCAGCGAUGUUGGCAAGUGCUGUAGUCGCCACGUUGGAUCUCAAGGUUGCAGGAUUUGUCGAGCCAGCAAGCUGGAAACAAGGUCUCUUUGGUGCACCUCCCAUUCCAGACGAAACAUUGUAUGGGUAAUAUUAAAAAUUCAUCUUGUACAGUAAAACACAGCCUGAUUACAGAAAAAACAUCGAAAAC